This is a messenger RNA of Cyphellophora attinorum, 2826 nucleotides long. RefSeq names its product Protein transport protein sec24. Gene Ontology annotation, cellular component: COPII vesicle coat; endoplasmic reticulum exit site. Gene Ontology annotation, molecular function: zinc ion binding; SNARE binding. The record is from RefSeq and is a predicted model, not a curated record. Lineage: Eukaryota; Fungi; Ascomycota; Eurotiomycetes; Chaetothyriales; Cyphellophoraceae. Bases 1 to 2826 code for a protein of 941 amino acids. The transcript has 3 exons. Gene Ontology annotation, biological process: COPII-coated vesicle cargo loading; intracellular protein transport; endoplasmic reticulum to Golgi vesicle-mediated transport.
AUGUCUCAACAGUACCCUCCCGGGCAGGAUGGCUACGGUCAGCCGGCUCAAGGCCAGUCCUACGAAAACUACGAGACCGAGGCGCCCCCUGGAGUCGCCCCAGCACCACCACCAGGCCCUGCAACGACUGGUGGACGGAAAAAGAGGGCGUACGCUGGUCAAGCAUACGAGUUCGGAGCAGGUGCGAAUGCCGCGCUAGGAGGCCAGCAGCCUGGUGGUGCUGCUGCUGCAGCACCGUACAGUGGCUAUUCCGCCCAGGCGGACGCUGCGGGAUAUGCACAGGGCGGAUAUGCUCAGAACCCUGCUGCAGUUCAGCAGGGCGCGACACCCAUGUAUGGCCAUCAAGACGCCGGAGUGGGAGGCUAUCAGCCGCCUCAGCCAGCAUACCCAGUACAAGCCCAGCAAGCGGGUGUGCCUGGUAUGACUCAGCAGUUCGGCCAGAUGAAUGUCAGCCAGCAGCAGGCGGCGCCGCAGCCGCAACAGCAGCAGCUGAAGGCCCCCCAGCUCAACGUUCUGUACCCUACAGACCUCUCGAAUCAACCUUUCAAUGUGGCAGAACUGGACUAUCCACCACCUCCUGCAGUCCUCCCAGCUAACACGAGUGUCACACCCUCACCGAAUGCCAAUUGUCCACCAAAAUUUGUCCGGUCGACACUCAACGCCAUUCCCACGACGCACUCCCUGCUCAAGAAAUCGAAGCUGCCAUUCGCGCUGGUAAUCCAACCAUACACCUCGCUCCACGACAACGAAGACCCUGUACCAGUCGUACCUGACCAAGUCAUCUCUCGAUGUCGACGAUGUCGGUCAUACAUCAACCCUUUUGUGACUUUCCUGGACCACGGCCACCGAUGGAGAUGCAAUAUGUGCAGUCUGACCAAUGAUGUGCCUCAGGCUUUCGACUGGGAUGCUACGACUCAGAAAGGACUGGAUAGGUGGCAGCGGCCAGACCUCAACUACGGUGUAGUCGAGUUCAUUGCUCCGCAGGAGUACAUGGUCCGGCCGCCUCAGCCACUAGUGUAUCUGUUCCUGAUUGACGUCAGCUACGCGGCUGUGACCAGCGGUCUCCUGGCGACUACGGCGAGAUGUGUUCGCGAGAGCCUCGACAGGAUACCAAAUGCUGACCGACGAACGCGGCUCGGCUUCAUCGCCGUCGACUCGAGCCUACACUUCUUCAACAUCCCCAGAGACGAUCAAGAGAACGCGGAGACCAGCAUGCUCGUGGUCGCAGAUCUGGACGAGCCAUUCCUUCCCACGCCCAACGACUUGCUAGUCACGAUGACGGAAGCUCGCGAGAAUAUCGAGAAGUUCCUGGAUAAGUUACAGGAGAUGUUCCAAAAUACACAGAACGGAUCUUCUGCCAUGGGGUCCGCUCUGAGGUCUGGACACAAGUUGAUUGGGCCCGUCGGUGGUAAGAUGACGGUCAUCACCGCAUCCCUCCCUAACAUUGGCCACGGCCGACUGGAAAUGCGGGAAGACAAGAAGCUCUUAGGCACAUCGAAAGAAAGCAGUCUCCUCGGCACUUCGAACAGCUUCUACAAGAGCUUUGCGGUGGAGUGCUCGAAACAGCAGAUCUCGGUGGACAUGUUCCUUUUCUCGUCACAGUACCAAGACGUGGCAUCGCUAAGCUGUCUACCAAGAUACACUGGAGGUCAGACGUUCUUUUACCCUGGCUGGAAUGCAGCCCGUGAGGAGGACGCUAUGAAGUUUGCGAAGGAGUUCUCUGACUACCUCUCCGCUGAGAUCGGACUCGAGGCUGUGCUUCGUGUCCGAGCAACCACCGGGCUACGAAUGAGCACGUUCUACGGCAACUUCUUCAAUCGAAGUUCAGAUCUGUGCGCCUUCCCAGCAUUUCCACGCGAUCAAGCGUAUGUUGUGGAAGUGGCGAUCGAUGAGACAAUCACGAAGCCGGUGGCAUGCAUGCAAGCAGCGGUGUUACACACGACCUGCAAUGGCGAGCGGCGUAUUCGCGUCCUGACACUGGCGCUACCAACGACACAGAAUCUGGCCGAUGUAUACGCUUCUGCCGAUCAGCAAGCUAUCACGACGUACUUCAGCCACAAAGCUGUUGAGCGAACACUUAACGGUGGCCUCGAGAGCGCUCGCGAUUCGAUACAAGCUAAGCUGAUAGAGUUGCUCCAGACAUACAAGAAGGAGCUGGCUGGCGGCAGUAUGGGAGGCGGCGGUCUGCAGUUCCCAGCAAAUCUUAGAGGCCUCCCGAUCUUGUUCUUGGCACUGAUGAAGAAUUUGGGUCUUCGCAAGUCUUCACAGAUUCCCAGCGAUAUGCGAUCAGCAGCGCUGUGCUUGCUUUCGACACUGCCGCUGCCUUUACUGAUUCAAUACAUCUACCCGAAGAUGUUCUCGUUACACGACAUGCCAGACGAUGCUGGCACAGUUAACGAACAGAGCGGAGAGAUCAUCCUGCCACCACCAGUCAAUCUGUCAUCAGAGCGCCUGGUACCAUACGGACUUUACCUCAUCGACGAUGGUCAGACACAGUUCCUGUGGGUUGGUCGUGACGCGGUGUCACAGCUGGUCAACGAUGUCUUCGGCCUACCAGACAAGAGCCAGCUCAAGGUGGGCAAGCAGCAUCUGCCUGAGCUCGAUAACGACUUCAAUGAACGGGUUCGGGCGGUCAUUAGCAAGAGCCGCGACCACAAGUCCAAGGGGGUGGGCUCUAUCGUGGUACCGCACUUGUAUGUCGUCAAGGAAGACGGCGAGCCUGGGCUACGGCUGUGGGCACAGACCAUGUUGGUAGAAGAUAGGGCGGAUCAGGGUGUCAGCCUGCAGCAGUUCAUGGGCCAGAUGCGCGAAAAGGUCAUGCAGUGA